Molecule: messenger RNA, 1406 nt
Organism: Limulus polyphemus (Atlantic horseshoe crab)
Lineage: Eukaryota; Metazoa; Arthropoda; Merostomata; Xiphosura; Limulidae
Exons: 14
Source: RefSeq, a predicted model, not a curated record
UGAAAUGUUUUCUGAACGAUCAUCUCCUUUGUGAUAUUUUACAGAACAUGGAAAUGUUGGUACGGUAUAACCCGUGGAAUAAACCAGGGGCAGGAGCACCAAUGGAAAAUUCAAAGAGGACUAAAUUCAUAGAAGAACAACUGGGCAACAAUGAUAAAUUAGACGACAACGUUUUAGGGAACACAUUGACUGGAUUUGGUAAGCCUGGCGCUGGUGCCCCCCAUCGUACAAAAUCUGGUCGUAUAAAAACUCAGCUUUUUGGAGAUCCAGAAAUCCGGUUUCAAGACGCCCAAAAGGUCCGUCUCAGUAUUGAAAAUCAACUUCGGUACAAGAAUCCCGAUAAAGAUAAUCCCAUAAACUCCCAAGAGAGUAGAAAACAGAGGCAACUGGCAAAAAAGAAACAACGAAUGCAGUUAGAAGAUAUGCAGAAAGCCAGUCUUAAAGAGGAAUUCCAGCCGUGGGGCAAAGGUUUUGGAAAUCCUGAACGAGACGAAGGAGGAAACGUUCGUAGACAUAAGUUUUCAAAUUCCGUUCAACAUGGGGUUAUGGAGCCUCGUCCUCCAUCCCGAGAGCUAGGCGUGGCUUUGCCUCUUAGUAGCCGUGGUGGAAAUGGGGCUCCUCAGGUGACUCUUAGCGGAAACCCGAAAACCCGUCUGCGAAGUACCCUAGGAGUAAUAGGAACUUCUGGCCAUUUUGUUGGAGAUGAGGGCUCGACACCUUGUGGUGAAAAGGAGAAUUACAAUCCGUGGGGAAAGCCUGGAGCUGGUGCUCCUUUAAAAGAUAAUAAAGGGAUUGGGAAGGAUUUCAUGGAGAAAAUGGGAUGGUCGAUGUCUGGGAAUCCAAAGAAAAGAAGCCAAGAAUCAAAACGAAAUUAUCUAAAGUGUUUGCUUCAAGAAACGGAAGAGAAGAAGAACCGGGAUAUGAUGGAGAAAAAGCAACUAAAUGACAGUGGAAUGGCUUUGGUGUCGUUGAUUCGAGCAAAAGUUGUUGGUCGUCCGAGGAAGGAUCCCGUAACUGGAGAAUUACUCAGUCACCCCAGGGGUGUCUCAGAUAUUACUGCAGCGAAAUUAGACAUCAGACGACCCAGAUCUGAGGAAAGUACAGAAUACCACAAUUACUUAACUAGUCAGGCAGAAGCUCGUCGACGUCAGCGACAAGAGCAAAAGGAACAAGAAAUACGGGAACACCAACAGCAUCUGGAAACCUGGAAUUCCUUGUGGGGUAGAGGGGGAAGCGGGGCUCCUAUUGAUCCUAAUAACCAUCAUAAGCCCAACCUCGAGUCCAUGUUGAACAAUUCCGGUCCGGGGGUAGCUGAACCUUACGUUAAGCAUUAUACCCAAGAGAUAGUUCCUAGCAAGCAUUGCAAUCGUUACGAGUUAGAAACCGAUCCGUUUAAAGUUAUAACU